CCAAGCUUGAUGUCCCCUGCUCUUUUCCUCUUUUGCAUUGCGUUAUUUUAAGUAAUGAGUCUAAUUAUCUAACCUCUAAAGGAUUUAAACACGCUGUAGAAAUACCUAGUUGUAAGAUGCCAUAUAAUCAAAGCCAUUAAUUUGGAUAAAUUCCCUUUUUCUAACUUACACUGAAAUGAACAUUGUAGGAAAGCUCAGUCUAAUGACACCAUGGAGUAUAUUCGUGCUUCAUUCACUGCUGUCCACUUUGCAAGGAUCUUAUUGCAAGCUUUCUCUUUUGAGAAGAACGUUGAGAAAUGAGUCUAGUGCAACUCGACAGAAAAGAGAUCUUGUAACAGCUGAGGUAGGUUAUACCUCCAAAAGCAGGAGGGUGGGGAAACCCUCCUCCCUUUUCUGCUCUGGGCCUUUGCCAUCCUUACAAAUGACCCUUUGUGGGGAGAUGGGCUGCGGUAACAGGAGGACAGCGAGGAGGAGCAGCUACUCCGCACCUGCUCACCCCGUUCAGGCUUCCUCUCGGUUGCACCAUCAUGGGGCCCUGAUUCGGAGUCCACCAGGAGGUUCAUGUCCUCAGGAGUGCCUUAAUGGAGCAACCUGCACAGAGGCAGGUGACUGUGACUGUCAGUUAUUUCAGGCUCAAGGAAGCAGGUGCCAAAUUGUACCUAACACCGGUAAGGACCGAGAUGGGAUUUGCAAAUCAUGGGGACAGUAUAACUUUGAAACGUUUGAUGGCAUCUACUAUUACUUCCCAGGAAAUUGCUCCUAUAUAUUUGCAAAAGACUGCAGUACUAUGGAACCCCAGUACACUGUUUGGGUUCAUAACAGUCCUCACUGUUAUGGUUCCGUAUAUACUUGUCAUAGGUCCAUCAGCUUAUUUUUUUCAAACCAAGAAGAAAUAAUGAUUUCAGGACAUGAAGUAAGAAGAAAUGGAGUGAGAUUAAUAUUGCCUCAGACAGUUGGAAAUGCUUUCAUUGAGAGACUGGCUGAUUAUAUUCUGGUGAAGACUACCUUUGGUUUUUCUCUUGCUUGGGAUGGAAACUCUGGUAUUUAUAUUAAAAUAACAGAAGAUCAUAAGGGAAAACCUUGUGGCCUUUGUGGAAAUUUUAAUGGCAAUAAAUAUGAUGACCUGAUACUUCAAAAUAGGGAAUAUACAGAAGACAUUGCUGAAUUUGCAAAUAGCUGGGCUGUGCAAGCCUCAGAUGAUAUAACUUGUGUCCCUACUGCCUCAGAUUUUUCCAGUCCUUGCUCAGCCAAUGCAGAAUCCACUGAGGACAUAUUCUUCAAGUGCCAAAUAUUCCUACAGUUUCCUUUUCUCAGCUGUCAUGAAAGUAUAGAUCCGUAUUCUUAUAUUUCAAGCUGUAUGAAUGAUCUUUGCAGAGUGGAUGAUGAUGAAACAUACUGCAGGGCAGUGACAGAGUACGCUAGAGCAUGCUCUCACGCUGGGUCCCCGGUGCGGGACUGGAGAGAUGACUUUCCUGCCUGUACUGAGAAGUGUGAAGACACCUUUGUUCACCGUGACUGUAUCAGUUGUUGUCCACCAACCUGUACGUUUGAAAAAGAUUGUCUUGGCAGCAAUCUGCACUGCUUAGAUGGCUGUUACUGUCCAGAUGGUCUCAUUAUGGAAAAUGGAACUUGUAUCUCUUUGUCGAAUUGUCCUUGUAUUUAUCAUGGAACUGCUUUCCCUGUAGGCUCAAAAAUUGAACAAGAAUGUAGCAACUGUAUUUGUGUUGGUGGCAUUUGGAACUGCACUGAUCAUGAUUGUCCAGCUGAGUGCUCCAUCACAGGCAGCUCUCAUUUCACCACAUUUGAUGGACGUCAUUUUACCUUUCUUGGCAUUUGCCAGUACAUUUUGGUAAAAGGCACUGGAAAAAACAAAUUCACAAUCACUUUACAAAAAGCACCUUGUGGACAGAACUUUGACCACGCCUGCAUUGAGUCUAUAACACUAGUUCUUGAAGAUGAUGUGAGGAAACAAGUAACUCUCACAAGACAUGGUCAAAUCCAAACUGUUCCUAACCAGGUUUUUAACCUCAAUGGGGCUAUUGAAAUUCAGAAUAUAUCUUCUUUCUUUGUUCAACUGAAAACUAGUUUUGGUCUGAAGAUACUGUUUGCUAAAGAUGGAGAGAGGAUCUAUGUUCAAGUUGAUGUCAGAUGGAAGAAAAGAACAUUAGGACUAUGUGGAACAUUCAAUGGAAAUUUAAGAGAUGAUUUUCUAUCUCCAGCGGGGAUGAUAGAAGGGACCCCACAACUUCAUGCCAAUGCAUGGAAGGUUUCCUCAGCUUGCUCCAUGCCUAUCAAUAUUCCUGUGGUUGAUCCCUGCAACGUGAAUCAGCAAAAUGCUGGGUAUGCCUCUCACUGUGAUAUCAUCAACCAGGACGUUUUUGCUCCCUGCCAUGCCUACAUCAGCCCAGGGCUGUACUACCAGCUCUGCCGCUUCGACGCGUGCAAAUGUGGGAGCAGCUGCUUGUGCAACGCUUUGGCACACUAUGCUUACGUCUGUGGCAAGCACGGCGUCGUCGUUGACUUCAGAUCUCAUCUUUCUUACUGCACUGUGAUGUGUCACAGUGGUAUGCUUUAUCAUCAGUGCUCUUCUUUUUGUAAGCAUUCCUGUGCUUCACUUUCUAUGGCAAAUAUCUGUGCUGAUGACUGUGCAGAAGGAUGUAAUUGUCCCGAUGGGAAGUAUUUUGAAGAAUCGGCCAACUUUUGUGUAUCAAUAUCUGGUUGCCAUUGUCAUUACAAAGGCAAAGCCCUCCAGCCUGGAGAAAUCCUUCCUACACCAACAGGCUCCUGUCAAUGUUUGAAUGGAACAGUGAAAUGUAUUGAAGCCACUACAGAAAACAUAGUUCACAUAUGCCCUGAAGGAAAAAUCUACUAUGACUGCAGAUCUCCUGUGCCUGGGUUACCAGCAGCGGGUGUGAAUUGUGGGAUCUCUUGUGCGAACCUUGCCAUGAACUUCUCCUGUGUCCCCUCACCACCCUGUGCAAGUGGCUGCAUUUGCCCCCCUGGGAUGGCUGAGCACAGAGGGAAGUGUUAUAUUCCUGACAGUUGUCCAUGUACCUGGAAAGAUAGAGAAUUUCUGUCAGGAGAAGUGAUAGCUACUCCAUGUUACACCUGUGUUUGUCGGAGGGGUGUCUUCAACUGCACCAGUUACCCCUGCCCUGCUGUCUGCACCGUUUAUGGAGACCGACAUUAUUACACUUUCGAUGGACUGGAGUAUGAUUAUCUCAGUGACUGCCAAACUUACCUGCUAAAGAGCACAGAUAACUCAAAUAUAUCUAUAAUUGCUCAGAACAAAAAGUGCUUUGACAAUGAUAUUGUUUGCUCAAAGAAUGUUUUCAUCACUGUUGGAGACACUGAGAUUUAUUUUAGCGAACCUUCUGAGAAGCAGAAGACCCUAGGGGCACAGGAAAGCAAAUCUAGCUAUCAGCUCUGGAAGGCUGGAUAUUAUACUGUGAUACACUUUCCAGAACUGGACAUUACAAUUCUGUGGGAUAAGAAGACAAUGAUGCAUGUUAAAGUUGGACCUCGAUGGAAGGGCAAACUGGCAGGCUUGUGUGGAAAUUUUGACAAAUACACUUCAAAUGAUCUGACUACAUCAAACAACAUGGAGGUGAGAAAUGCACAGGUAUUUGGAGACAGCUGGGUACUAGGACAGUGCAAGAGCCCAAAUGAAACACUGAGACCAUGUGAAGUACAUCAGAGCAAAUUCCCUUAUGCCAAAAAGGAAUGCUCAAUUUUAUACAGUGACCUUUUUGCACCUUGUCGCAAUGUGAUUGAUGUGACUUCUUUUAUCAAAAAUUGUCACACUGAUACAUGCAACUGCAAUCUUGGUGGGGACUGUGAGUGUUUGUGUACCAGUAUUGCAGCUUAUGCUCACAAGUGCUGCCAGCAAGGAGCGGUGAUUCACUGGCGAUCUCCUUUGCUCUGUGCUUAUGACUGUGAAUAUUACAACCAAGGUCUUGGUGAAGGGCCCUAUAUUUUGGCAAGUUUUGGAGUGAACGACACAAUUAUAGGGGCUAAUGUGUCCAGCAGAAGGAUAUUUCCCCUGCCUAGAGCUGGAGCACAUGGAAAUGUAAUUUUCAGUUUCAUGAUAACUCCAGGUCUUUUUAAAGAUAAAGAUUUAUCUCUGUCUCUUGUUUCCCUUGAAUCUGCUGAAAGACCAAACUACUUUCUGUAUGUACAUGACAAUGAAACCAUUGGGUUGGAGCAGUGGCAGGCAAGUGCCUCCUUUCAGAGACGAGCCACCUUCUUCCACCACCAGGGGCUCUGGAGACCAGGGCUCAGUGCCUUCGAGCUGCACAGUAAAAAAGGCUUUUUCAUCAUUCUCACCUCAUCCAGAGUUAAAGUGGAAAAGUAUGAUGAUUCGGAAGAAUUCAAACAUUUCAGUAGCUUUAGUAUUGAAGAACUCAGUGCUUCUGUGCCUUACAGAAGGAUGUGUGAAUGGCGAUAUGAAUCUUGUGCUAAUCCUUGUUUUAAGACAUGUAGUGAUCCUGAAGGAAUAGCAUGUAAAUUUCUUCCUCUGGUUGAAGGAUGCAUGCCAUACUGUCCCAAAAACAUGAUCCUUGAUGAGGUCACACUUAGAUGUGUUUAUCCAGAAGACUGCAUACCUGUGACACCUACAGAAUCAGAAAUUGGACCGAAACCUUCACUGUUAACCUCUCUCAUGGGUCCUACCACAGAGAGAUUUCCUCAGACACCUCCUGUGUUUGUUACUUCAGGGAAUAAAUCAACUCUCAUCAGUGUGACAGACAAAAUAACCAUGAAUGCAAACACGGCUUCAAGGGGAAUUAAAUCCAUUACAGACUUUUAUUCAUUGGAAGCAUCUAAUGCAGCCACGUAUUCAACAUUUUCAUUGCCAAGUACAGUGGAGCCUUCUGAUGUACUUCACAGCACAACCAGCCCUACUGUCCUUUCCAAACCCAUCCCUUCAACAGAUUUUCCACUUCCUCAAGCCUCAGCAGUCACACCACAUACUGCCUGCUCUAACACAUUUAUAACUUUACCCAUUGCAUUUACAACCUUGUUGUCAACAUCAGUACCAUCUUAUGUGACAUCUCAGACUACAAGUUCUUCAUUGAUUCCCAUAGUCAGUAGCACCUCAUCACUAACACAACAUAUAAGUGCUACCCAAGCAUCCCUUUCAUCUCUAGAUCCAGCAGAAACUUCAAAAAUUCCAAUUAUAGACCUUUCAACUUCUGUGGAUUUCUCCAAAUUCACUUUAAAAAUAAAUCUCUACCAACUUUUCAGCAGCACUAAAAACAUCCAUUGUAAUGCCCUCUUUACUAAUGCCUACAUCCUCACUUUAGAAAGCCAGCCCUCUAUGCCUUCACCUCCUAAGUCCUCUUAUAUCUCUAAUGUUUCUCUAGGAAAACAGAGCUCUUCAGUAAGUUCUUCAGAAGAAGAUGGAACAAUAUCAGCCAUACCAGCUGGAAUCAUCACUCAAUCCACCACGCCAAUGAUCACGAACACAACAGUGAAUGCUACAACCUCAAAAGCAUCUUAUAUUUUUGCAAAAAUGCUACCUAGUUCUUCAGCCAGUUUAUUAGUUACUUCAGGCACUACCCUAGCCUCUAGGAUUACCACAAAAACCACUGAUUAUUUUGUUGUAAAUUUGGAUUUUUAUAUGGCUUCAGCUUCAGUUCCUACCACCAUAGAAACCCACAAAUCUUUAUUUACGACUGCAGUAAUUCAAGCCUCACAGAGCAGUGGAGAAACUCCAAAGAUUAAUAUAAUGAAAACCACUGGUACUACAAGUCCAUUAUCACAGAUGAAGAGUACGCCAUACAUAGCAUCAGAAAUUAAAUACACUACUUCAUUUGAAAAAACUGUGGAUAUUUCAGAAGAUGGUCAGACUUCACAUGAGCAAAAAAAUGCUACCAGGACAAAGACAACCACAACUGACAAAUCUUCCCUGCCUUAUUUGCCAGUAACUGCAGUUCAGAGUCUGCUUGUUUCAAGAAAUACAACUUCAGUCAAAAAUAUUUCUAUUUCUGGAGUCCUGGAUGUAACGACAUCAGAUAGGUCCAAAAUCCCAACACAGAAACCCAUUGCACCUUAUUUUAGUGUAACAGAGGCCACAGAGCUGCAGACCAGAGGUAUAAUAGAUUUGUCUCAUUCCAGUGGUGGAUUGGCUCUGCCUUCUUCCUCAGAAACAACAGCUGUAGCUGACAAGGCUUACUUUGGCACAAUGAUGCAUACACUGGUAUCUGCAUCUUCUGAGUGUGUGCCAAGAUACCUGGAACCUGUUGACAAAUGUAGCCAGUAUGUAUGUGUUAAUAUGGGUUGGAUGUUAUACAAUCUUUCAAGGAACUGCCCUAAGGAUAUGCAGAAGCCAGAUUGUGGUUUUCGAGGAAUGCCUGUUCAAGUUAACACUGACAGCUGUUGUCCAGAAUGGGAAUGUCCCUGUCAGUGUUCUGUACUGUCUGAACUGAGUGUUAUUACAUUUGAUGGAAACAACAUAGCCCUCUGUAACAUGGCUUCCUAUGUUUUAGUCAAAUUACCAGGAGAAAUUAUUGUUGCUCAUAUUGAAAAAUGUCCUGCUAAUCAGAGUGCAAAUUCAAUAAGAAAACUAGUGCCAUCUGCAAACACUUCAGGGCUUUGUUUUAAGAAGUUAAAUGUCACAACACACACUUGUCAAAUACUUAUCAAUCGCUUAGCAAGAAAAGUAGUCGUGGAUUCUGUGAUUCAACCAUUACCAUUUUCAAAAGGAGGACUGAGUAUUCAGGAUACUGGAGCAAUGUAUGUUGUUAAUACCCCAGCUGGUAUUAGCAUCAAGUGGGCUCAUGUUACAGGCAUCAUAGACAUACAGUAUGGGCUACACCCUAACACAACGAGGAAGACAGAAGGACUUUGUGGGGUGUGUAAUGGAGAUCCUAGUGAUGACCUGAAAAUGCAAAACAUGACCAUAAUUACAAAUAUGGAGGAAAUUGAAAUGUUCAUUAAGAGUUGGGAAGUUGAGAAAUCACUUGAUGUAACAACCAGGAGGCCAGUAAGAAACUGUAUUGAAGAUAACUGCACAUACUGUCUGGAACUCUUAAACAGAAGCAUUUACAUCCCUUGUCACAAGAAAGUGUCACCACAGGAAUUUUGUGAAAAGAUGUGGAUCAACAGUACUAAUUUUUGGAAUUAUGAGUGUGAUGCACUUUCUGCAUAUGUGGCUUUAUGUAAUAAGCACAACAUCUGCAUUAAAUGGAGGACACCUGAUUACUGUUCACUGAGCUGUCCUGAAGGCAAGGAAUACCAGCCUUGUGUGCAACCAUGUGAAGCCAAGACGUGCUUGAAUAAAUGGUUCUAUGAAGAUUCUCCCUGUUCCUACUUAAGGGAAGACUGUGUGUGUAAAAAUGGCACCAUUCUGCAUAGAACAGACUCUGAUCUCUGUAUACCAGAAGAAAAAUGUACAUGUACAGAUAUUAAAGGACAACCCCGCUCUCCUGGGGAGGUCUGGAAUGGAUCCAUGAGAGGGUGCUGCAUGUACGGCUGUUUAGAAAAUGGAAGCAUUAUUGCUGUAGAACCUGAAUGCAGUGAGGAUCCACCACCAGUGUGUGAAAGAGAAGGGGAAGUUCUACUCCAUGUCAUUGAAGAGAGAGCUUGUUGUCCCAAGAAAGUUUGUGAAUGUAACCUGUCAUUGUGUGAUGCCAUUAUUCCAACAUGCAAACCCAAUGAAAAAUUAGUGGUAGGCUACCAUCCCCUGUCCUGCUGUCCACAGUACCAAUGUGAAUGUGAUCCUUCAGUUUGUUUUAAUGCCUCCCAGCCUGACUGCAGAGAAGAUCAAUUUAUUGUUGAAGCAAAACAGGAAGAUCCUUGUUGUUUCUCUCAUCUCUGUGUGUGUGAAUCCUGUAUUGAACCUGUUCCCUUGUGUAGUGAAGGGGAAAUUCUCACGGUAGACCUUAAUACCAUACACUACUGCUGUCCUCGUUACUACUGUGUUUGUGAUGAAAAUCUUUGUUCUGAGCCUCCUAUGGUUUGCACAGAUGACAUGAUACCUGUGAAGGAAAAAAUACUUGGGCAGUGUUGUCCGGAAUGGCACUGUGAAUGUAGUUGUGAAAAUGCUACUAUGCUGACCUGUAAAUUGGGAGAAGUUAAAAAAAUAGAUAACAGUGUUUCCAGUGCUUGUGGAUGCACUCACUACAUUUGUGAGAAGGAUGAUGUGUGCAUCUUCCAAGAGGUCACAGUACUGAAUCCUGGACAGUCAGUGAUUCAGUACUUGGAUGGAGACCUUUGUUACACUGUACAAUGUUUACAAGAAAAAGAUCAGAACACAGGCUACAAUGCCAUGCAUUUCACAAUGAUGAACUGUUCCCAGCAAUGUGAAGCUCAUCAAGUAUAUAUUCCUUCCUUCAGCCACCAUACUUGUUGUGGUACGUGUCAAAACGUGUCCUGCUCUUUUCAUACAGAGAAUGGAACUCUGAUUGUGUAUGAGGAAGGAAGCACGUGGACCUCCAAUUGUACCAACUUCAAAUGUGUAAAGACUGCGGCAGGUGCUAUUGUAGUGGGUUCAAGUGUUGUCUGCCCCCCGUUUAAUGACACUGAGUGUACAAAGAAUGGAGGAAUUGUGCAGACGUAUAACGAUGGCUGCUGCAAGACCUGCAAAAAGGAAGAAAGGAUUUGCCAGAAAAUGACGAUCAGGACAACCAUAAGAAAAAAUGACUGUAUAAGUCAAAGCCCGGUAAAUGUGGCUUCUUGUGAUGGAAAAUGCCCGUCAGCAACAAUUUUCAAUGUCAACAUCGAUAGCCAUCUGAGAUUCUGUAAAUGCUGCCGAGAAACUGGAACACGAGUCCUGACCGUGCCCUUGCGCUGCUCGGGAAACGGCACCGAGAUUAUGUACGUCAUCCAAGAGCCUGUGGACUGCUCGUGCCAGUGGAACUGAACACUGCUGGGGACAUGGCUCAGCUUUCACCAGACACAGAUUUUUGGUCAUGAAUGGGUAUAGUAUUCUGUAGGGAAAUAAAAAAAAGGCAUCAGUUAUGCUUUAUAAUGUAACUUUUCCCAAAUUCAUCAAAGACAUUGUUUGUUGUUCUUCGAGUUGUCUUCAAAUAUAUUGGCAAAAGUAGAAAGGAAAACAUAAAUCCGUUUGAACAAGGUGUAGUUUAUCCAUCAUUUAUUUUUACUCGGUGGCUUUCUAAUGAGGUGAUAAAAAUGCUGUUAAUAUGGUUAGUAUUUCCAGUGUUUUACAAUUUUGGAUUGUGGCUACCUAUCAAAGUGGAGAAUUUGCCAAAUAAUUUUCUCAGUGGUUCAUUUACUUAGAGGCCUUCAGUUGAAAACCAUCACCAGUCCCACAUUAAAAUGGAAAAGAAGCAUAUUAGGAUUUUGAAAAUGACUGAAUUAACUUAUUUUAAAAAUAGUGGGUUCAGCUGUAAUGUUUUUCACCUUGCUCAAAAAUCUAUCUUUUGUCCAUUAAGCUGUUGUCAAUGACUGGAUUCUGCUUACACUGUAAAUCACUGAGAAACAACAUGACUGUGAUCUGUAAGUACUUGUAGGAACUUUCCAGAGUAUAUAGCAGAAUCAUAAUAUCUUGAAACCUUAGACAUAUAUUUAAUUUUUAUGUAUAUUAUAAAUAUGAGGCAUGAAUAUGCAAAGGCUGAAGAGUUAUAGCUUUUGUGUCUUAAAAAUAAUUGAAAGCCAUUUCUACUAAGAUUUCCAUUUUAUAUCCAUUUUUUGACUUUUUACAGAUGAAAAAUUGGCUGUUUGCUAGUAUAGAAUAUAUAUAUUUAUUAAAAAGCCCCACAAAAUUGCACAUUUUAAAUAAUCAUAAUGGGUUUUGUCUUUGUUUUCUAGUCAAGAAGAUUUGAAGAUUUUGUUUGAAGAUUUAUGUUCAAUAUUUUAAUUUUUUUUUUCAAUACAGAUAUUUAGACUAUUGCCUGAAUUUAGGAUUCAUAAUUUUUGAAUCCAGGAAAAAUAAGUCAGGUUUUGAAGGACUUAGGUGAGUUAUUCAUGUUCAAUCAAGUUGUAAUAUCCAUGAUUCAGCAUCUUAAGGUGAAUGUCAUCUCCCUUUUCUUCAACAUACUACAUAACUUCCUUUUAAAAAUAAAGGAUGCAAGUUUAAGCCUGGUUUUAGAUUACUUUGCUUUAUAAAUUCACUGGAUGAAAAUUAUAUUAAUUAUGAUGGUAUUCUCCUUAUCAAUUUUCCUUUUAACUGUUUUAAUAAUUUAACAAUUUAAACAGUUUUAACAAUUCAAUUUAACAAUUCAAUUUCAGAAUUGAAAUUCUUGUCUAAAAGUUUGAAAAUUUUCUGACAGUUUUGCAAGCUCUCAUCGUUUAAAUAUGAAAAGGUUGGAUUAUCACAUGUGUUAUUACAAUGAAUUAUAAGCAAUUAAAAUUGCCUUAAAAUCUAAGGCUAUUUUUCUACUUUGUGUGACAAAUCUUUAAUUGUUACAUUCUGUUUGAUGGCUUACAAAGAAAAAUAGCUUAUACAGAGAAAUCUGUUAUUAUUAACAAGACUCAUCUACUCAUCCGUAUCAUUAAAAAUAGUGACUUGGUUUAAAAAUUAAAUAGCAAUCUAUUGUAAUAUAUCAGCAAAAUAUUUACCCAUUAUAAAGAAAUAAUGAUCAACUAGUGAUCAAAAUAAAGUGACACUUUGAGAAAGCCUAUCCUUCAUCUGCAUGUUUUUAUGAUUUGUAAAGCAGAUAUUUCAAGUUGUAUUAUAUACCAGGGCCUAGGACCAAAAUAUUUUCUGAUACCACUGUCAGAAUUUGUGCACAGAAACUUUUCAUGCAGGUAAGAAAUAGAAGUUAAAUCAUAGUCAUACCUGUAGUGUUCGUGCACUUGUACAGCAAAUUAAAGGACAACUUUAAAAAAAAACACCAUACUUUUGAUUUAUUGAGAUAGAGGUAGAUACCCUAUACUUGCAUUAGGAGAGUUUGGCCCAAGUCUACUUAAUUAAUUUAGCAUUUGAUAAAAAGGAAGCUCUCAAAAUACAGUGUUUUUCAGUAUAAUCAUUAAACAUUUUCAUUGAACUGCUGUGGCUUAAAAAAAGCCAUGUAAGCCAUUUUCUUUUCUAAGAUUUAAAACUGUGUUUGUAAUUCAAAGGAAUAUAAUAAACAUUAUUUUGCAGAGUGAUAAUAAAUCAGUGUUGAUGCAAUUAAUUAAGUUUUGCCACUAAAAUGAAUGCUAGUGCAAAACCUUAGGAAAGCUUGGAAAUUAUAAAAGAAGUUAUGUUUAAAAUUAACUUCAUGACAACCUGCAACAAGAUAGAUGAUAUUAAACUAUUUUUUCCCACUUAGACAAUUUACUUUUUAAUGCAACAGUCAGUAGGAACUGUGGCAGGAUUCUCCCUGAAGCCUGCAGCAAAAUCUUACAUCUUCAGUGGAGCUGGAUAUGGUGGCUCUAAGAUUGUCUUUCCUUUUAGAGUUAAACUUCACACUCAGGCUGCUUCGGCCUUGUCAGAAAGCAAACAUCUCUUAAAACCCAUGAACAUUUCCUGGACAGCCCGCCCAGCCCCUUUCCCUCCAGAGGGUGACACUGGCAGGAUGUCAUGUGUUUUAUAUAACAUGAACUAGCCCUUGCAACCCUGAGAGAAGAGAGCCCUUGCACCAGAGAGAAGGUUUGAAUGAGCCUAUAGUGGGGCAGGACUGCUCUGCUCCACAUUUCCUCUGUCUGCAAUGUGCACAUGACCACAUAUACCAUUUAUGGUUUGUCUUGGCUUUCACAUGACCACAUAUGCAGUUUAUGCUUCUGUCUUGGCUUUCUCAUGUCUCUUCAACUCUGCAUUCCUGCCUCAAGUCCAAUCCUCAAAUUUUGCAUAACUCUGUCUGAACAUGUGUCUUGUGAGCCACUUUGGAAAGCUGUUCUAAGUCUUAUUUAGUUAAAUACCAAAAUUAUUUAGUCUGGUUAUUAUGAACCAAACAAGUUUUAACACCCACAGAGUUCCCUCCCUUCUACCCACUCUGAAACUAAGGCUAGCCUAAUUUCUACUCCCCUAAAAGGAAGGCUGGGAAGGCAUGCUCCCGAAACUCCCACACCGUCAUUGAAAAAUCCAAGAACUGUGCACGAUGGAGUGGAAGUCUUGUGCUGCAGCCCCACCAUGCCUUGUCAUUUCUCCCAUCUGUAACUGCUUCCCGUGGCCCUUCGCUCCUGCAUUUCCACUGUUCUGUUCCCCUACAUGGGCUUGAAAAGGAUUCCCACAACAUAAAGGCUUAGCCAUAAAACUAACCAGAUAUUUUAGGGAUUAACAUAAAAACAUCUCUACGCUUGGAAUCAGAUUGUACCUGAAUGCGCUUCUGUAAAAUGGUACGUCUUGGCCACAUUAUUUAUUUUAGACUUUUAUAAUUCCAUUGCCUUUUUACCAGGUAAUUUGUUAAGACAAACUAUAGCCCAAAUGUACAAUUAGAAUUUGAAGCACAGCUUUUAAUACUAGGUAUAAGCCACUUACUGUGUGUUUUCAUUAAUAAAAUCUGAGAGUACAGAUAUACAGGCAGCUGAUAUUCCCACUUUUAGCUAGCCAAAUAUGUAUACUACAAAUAAAAAGUAAAGCGUAAUUAAUUUGCAUGAUUUGUUUCCACAUUGCAGUCAGAGCUCUUCUCAAAUACAUACUCCUGUACACUGGUGAAAUUUUAGGGCAGGAUCAGCCUGAGUUUUGGUGUUUGAACAUAGUUAGAAGCCACGUAUAUACUGAGAGGCAGAGGCAUUUACAGCAACCCACUCUGAGAUUACAAAUGGUCACUAUGCUGUUCACAGUGCUUCAGCAGUGACAAAAUUCUGUUUGAGAUGUCCUUUCCCCCUUCUUUCGGAAUCCCUUUUCCCUGGCACUAGUUUUUUUCUCUGGAACUUCUGCUGAUAAACUCAUCUUACAGGAACUGUAAUUAUUUUUUUAUAAUUAUUUUAUUAUUAUUCAUUAGUUCUGUAUAAUUCUUUCCAUCUCUUUUUCUUCCAUCUUGUCUUUUACAAGAAUUCAAAGGACAAAUCCAAUUUCCAUAUACUACAGAGAUUCACCUUUGUGUAAAAACUUACUGCCACAUAAACAUGUAGAUACCACUCAGGAAUAUUGUGGCAAUGAAAAAUACUGACUUGAACUAAUUUUUCCAAGUUCUGUCUCGUCAAAACCCUUUUCAGAUGUUACCUUCAGAUGCUGCUGCUGCUGUAAUCAUGUAUGAGUAUAUGUCCAAAGGAAAAAUCCCACAGGAAUGAAUUGUAGGGGACAAAACAUAAAUGAGUUGUUACAAAUGACCAUAGCAAUAUAAUCAUAAUGGAGAAGAAAGCAUGAAGGCCAGAAUAUUAGCAGAAAAUCUGUACAGUUACACACUCCCAGCUAUUCUCUCCAAUAUAUUUUCAAAAAACAUUCACAACUGUAAGUAAAAAAAUCUUUUGAGGGGUAGACUUCAGCACUUUAAUGCAAGAGAAGAAAAGAGUUUUAGUGAGGAAAGGUCAUGGUGGAGAUGUUUUGUGUGUAACACUGUACUAAAUUUUGUCUAAACUUUCUUUAAAUGCUGAGUGGAAUGUGCAAGCUGCCUAUAGGAUAAGAAAACUUAAAAAAUUAUCCCUCCAUUAACAGGUCACCAGAGUUUAGGGAGGAAAGGUAUACUCAGAGCUGAAGGACAAUGGGCUGUAGCAAAUAAGAUAUAUUGACUAGACCUUGGCAGCCAUAUAGUGAUCAUUUAAGAACUGUCAUUUUUGCCUGUUUGGAAAAAUAAGUCUCUUUGUAGACCAAUAAGGUGAUCCUAUAUCUACUGGAAUCAGUGAUAAAUCAUUCCCUAAGAUCAGGGAUUUGAGAAUCUUUCUUCAUUGAGAUAGUCUGAAAAAAUGUCUUAUCCAUGUGGUUUCUAGUUUUAUGAGUAGUUUUGUAUGGGGGAGCUUGAAGAGCUGCUUCUGUACUGAUGUCACACUGGAGAAAAGUGAAUGGUGUCACGACUUAAUCACUAGAAAUGCUGAAUAAAAGGAAUGUGCUUAUGUUUUGGGGAGUGUUCUGUUAAUUAAGGUGGAAUGUGCCAUGCACACUUAAUUUAUUGGGGUUUACACAGAGAGAGCUCCUGCUGGUGUCUUGAAAAUCACUUUGUUAAUAAAGUCUCUCUUUGUGCCUGAUGACUGCAAAUUGCCCUGUAAAAAAAAAAUUGAGCGUGCCUGCGUUGCAAAACAGAUGAAUAGGCAGUGGCUUACUUUUGUAAGCUAAAUAAAUUGAUAGCUAAAAUAGCAUUCAGGUGAUUGCAUCCAUGUGCUCUGCUGCUCUGAUAGGGAGAUUGACUCAGUGUUUUGAGAUCAGGGGUUUCACUGCAGCAGCAUUUGUUUUACUAUGUGUGUCUUUGAGUCUGGAUAACAUAAAAGCUUCAAAAUGGUAUUUUUCUGGUAAGAGUAAGUCUGCCUUGUUUACUACAAGUUCUAAAUAAAGCUUUAGUUGAAAAUUUUAUUCCUUAUUUCACAAUUCACAGUUCAGUGGGAUACAGGUUUUAGUGAAAAUUAGGAAUAGGCCACUGAAAAACGAGAUAGUAUCUCAAGGCAAAAGUAUGAUGCGAUGAUAACAACUAAGAAAAUACAAAGUAUAUAAUAUGAUUGUUGCUCUUUUUAUGGUACACAUACAUCAUGGCAUUGAUUUUUUUAUUUUAUAAUCUGUAAACAGUUUUUAUCAGCAUAUUAAACUGAUUUAAUUUCAAAGAACACAGUGGAAAACUAAUUCUUUAUUAAAAAUGUUAUUUGGGGCAAGAUUAGGGAAUUGGGAAUUAUACUGAGGUAAGUUCAAAACCAAAAUUGCUGCUUCAGAUCUGGCCACAGAUGAAAGUCACCCAGUAUAUUUUUCUGAGCCAAGUUCUUGUUCAGCAGCCUUUGGGAAAUAGAUUGGUGAUCUUACUGCUAUGAAUUAUUUUCUAGUCUUUAUUUAUAGUUGCUUAUACUGGUGACUUUGUGUGGGACCUCUGUAAAGUCAUAAGAUGUACAAAUGGUUCUGCAGCAGUGCUUAGUACUUCUGCAGGAAAGUGUUUUCAGGCUUAUUUUGUACACUGACCACAGAACAUCUGGAUAGAAAGGUGUACUGUAGAAAACAACCACAGUCUGAAGGAAAAUAAGUAAGUGAUUGCAAUAAAUUUUGAUCUGGUAGUCACAUAGAAACUAAAAAUAAUUUUUUACACUGAGGGGUUUUUAAAUGACUAGUGAACAACAGGCACAUCCACAGUUCAGUGAAAUCAAAGGAUCUUAGGAAACUUGAUAUGAGACUUGGGAAGAGGCAGGGCCAGAGCAAAGACAUACAUCCUGGGUGCACCAUUGGCUGCCUCUGUGUCCAUGUGAAGUGUAAAUGUGUGUAUUAGUUUUUCCCUUAGGAUAUUCUGACAUCACUUUGCUUAGAAGCUGUGGUGAUACAAGAGAUACUGGGACAAUAACAAUGGAUCAACCAAUUCUUCUUCUGCUUUUAUUACAGUAUUUAUUUAAGGUAAGGAAAAUACUCU
Prinia subflava (tawny-flanked prinia) is the source of this 15362-nucleotide messenger RNA. RefSeq names its product otogelin like (gene OTOGL). Gene Ontology annotation, biological process: L-arabinose metabolic process. The record is from RefSeq and is a predicted model, not a curated record. Gene Ontology annotation, cellular component: extracellular matrix. The transcript is spliced from 58 exons. Lineage: Eukaryota; Metazoa; Chordata; Aves; Passeriformes; Cisticolidae. The coding region runs from base 176 to 8863 and encodes 2895 amino acids. Gene Ontology annotation, molecular function: alpha-L-arabinofuranosidase activity; protein binding.